AUGCUGUCAUACGAGAACCGCACGCCCGCCGCCACGCCCGCGCACACCAUGACCAGCACCGCCUCGCAGACCCGGGCCAGCGCGCCCGCCCCCGAGCCCGAACACCACCAUAUCUGGAUCGUGACCGGCCCGGCCGGCUGCGGCAAGAGCACCGUCGCCAAGUUCAUUUCUCAGGCGCUCGACCUCCCUUUUAUUGAAGGCGACGAGUACCACCCCAAAGCCAACGUCGACAAGAUGACCCGCGGCGAGCCCCUCACCGAUGCAGACCGCUGGGACUGGCUGACCCAACUGCGCGAGGAGUCCCUGCAGCGGCUCGCGAGCGGCGCCCACGGCGUCGUCGUCACCUGCUCGGCGCUGAAGCGCAAGUACCGCGACGUGAUCCGCGUGGCGCCGUACUACGCCCGCGGCGCCCGCGUGCACUUUGUGUACCUCCGCGCCACCGAGGACGUGCUGCUGGCGCGCGUGCAGGCCCGCCGCGGCCACUACAUGGGCGCCAACAUGGUGCACAGCCAAUUCGACGCCCUGGAGGAGCCGGCCGAGUCCGAGACCGAUGUCAUCAGUGUGGACGUGAGCGCGCCGCUGGAGGACGUGGAGCGCGAGGCGUUGCGGAGGAUACGGGAUGUGGUCCUGGAGGAUUGA
Amorphotheca resinae ATCC 22711 is the source of this 639-nucleotide messenger RNA. RefSeq lists its product as hypothetical. The coding region runs from base 1 to 639 and encodes 212 amino acids. Gene Ontology annotation, cellular component: cytoplasm. The transcript is spliced from 2 exons. Gene Ontology annotation, molecular function: gluconokinase activity. The record is from RefSeq and is a predicted model, not a curated record. Lineage: Eukaryota; Fungi; Ascomycota; Leotiomycetes; Helotiales; Amorphothecaceae.